AUGUAUAAAUUUGUUGUAUUGGUUUUCAUACUUGUGGUGGCCGCAGCCACCGGAGAGAGAAGAGAAUGUCCAGCUUCAUUCAAUUGUGGAUAUGUUGGGAACAUCAGCUUCCCUCUCACUACAGCAGAGCGUCAGGAGUGUGGCCUUUUGGCCAUACACAAUUGUUCUGAGUCACCGCAGGUGGAUAGAUGGGUGCAACUAAGUGAUGAAGGCAAAACAUUUAUAGUUAUACGCGUAUAUCAACAGAAUUUGACUAGUAUUCAAUUCAGAGAUAAGCACUUAUACGAUCUUAUGCAAUCAAGAAAUUGUAAUGCCUUCAGAUAUAACUAUACUCUUUCUACUCCUCCCACCUUUCAUCAUUUUGCUUCCCUUUAUAUGGAAUACAAUACAACCCUCCACACAUGCAACCCUACCCUCCGUGUCCCCCCAACUAAGAACAUGUUCCGUUAUGCAAAUUGCACUGACAUCCAUAUCUACUACGGCCUUUUCAAUCACACACCACAAAUUCAGAAAUCGUUGGCCUCAUGCACAAAGGUCGUGCUUCCAAUCAAAGAUGUUCCUGAUGGCAAUGAUCCAUUCACAUUCGUAAAUGCUGAUAUCAUCGCUAAGGUAGAAGAAGUUGGGUUGUCAUGA
Messenger RNA from Arachis stenosperma, 633 nucleotides. RefSeq lists its product as uncharacterized. The record is from RefSeq and is a predicted model, not a curated record. Bases 1 to 633 code for a protein of 210 amino acids. The transcript is spliced from 2 exons. Lineage: Eukaryota; Viridiplantae; Streptophyta; Magnoliopsida; Fabales; Fabaceae.